UCUAAACUAUACACGGCCACCCCCUCUUUACACACGCACACUCUUAUCUGUCUCUUCCUCACGUGCGCCGCACCACCAGAGUUCAUAUCUAUCGCCGCCGUGGAGCUAACCAAAGCGCAUCUCUGCAUUUGUACUGUUUUCCUAUUCCAAUAGAUAGAAGUGGCGUUGAUGUCACCUUGACAAGUAUAAUGGGCUUAGUAGCAGUCACAUGGCUGAAUUGUCUAAGAAGGCGUCUUCCACAAAAUACAAGACUUCUUCACACCUUGAAAGGCCAUCAAUCAGACCAAAUUUUAAUGUCUCCUGCUCUUGCUUCUCUGGACCUUCCUGACAUCUGGACUCCUAAUUCUUCAUGUCAGAGUGUUCCUGACAUACAUAAAAGCUUUAAUGAGCAAACUGCUACGGUGAUUGAUGGAAAGUUGAUGGCAACGGAAAUCAGAUCUAAAAUAGCUGAUCAGGUAAGGCAAAUGAAAAAAGGCCUAGGAAAAGUUCCCGGGUUAGCUGUUAUUUUGGUGGGCCAGAGGAGGGAUUCUCUUACUUAUGUUCGCAACAAGAUAAUUGCCUGUGAGGAAGUUGGAAUGAAGUCUGUGGUGACUGAAUUACCUACCGAUUGUGCAGAUGCUGAUGUUCAAAAUGCUAUCAUGAGAUUCAACAAGGACCCAUCAAUUCAUGGGAUUCUUGUCCAGCUUCCUCUACCACAACAUCUGGACGAGGAAAAAAUCCUAGACGCUGUAUGUCUUGAAAAGGACGUGGAUGGUUUUCAUCCUGUAAAUAUGGGAAAUCUUGCUUUAAGAGGAAGGGAGCCAUUGUUUAUUCCUUGUACCACAAAGGCCUGCAUUGAGUUGUUGAUCAGAUCUGGAGUUGAGAUUAUGGGGAAGAAGGCCGUGGUGAUAGGAAGGAGUAAUAUUGUUGGUCUGCCAACAUCGUUAUUAUUGCAGAGACACCAUGCAACAGUCACCGUCGUACAUGCAUUUACAGAAAACCCUGAACAGAUCACCUCAGAAGCUGAUAUUGUAGUUUCAGCUGCCGGAGUUCCAAAUUUGGUCUGUGGGAACUGGAUAAAGUCCGGUGCAACUGUGAUCGAUGUUGGAACAAUUCCUGUUGAGGAUCCUAGCUGCGAGGAUGGUUAUCGUCUAGUAGGCGAUGUGUGCUUUGAAGAAGUCAUAAAGGUGGCAUCUGUUAUUACUCCUGUACCUGGUGGGGUUGGACCUAUGACAGUUACUAUGCUUCUAGUUAAUACAUUAGAUUCUGCUAAACGCUUGUUUAAUUUUACUUGAUCUCUUCCCGUCGUUAUUAUAGAACUUUUUGUUGAAGGGUCAUGCUAACAUGUGCCCGUAGAGCACAUGUUAAGGUUUUCAUAAAGAGCAAAUAUUUAUUGAGAAACAUUAAAUUUUAAUCUUAUGAGAAAUAAACUGGCACAAUUUCCCAAGCAUAA
Messenger RNA from Medicago truncatula (barrel medic), 1432 nucleotides. RefSeq names its product bifunctional protein FolD 1, mitochondrial. Gene Ontology annotation, molecular function: methenyltetrahydrofolate cyclohydrolase activity; methylenetetrahydrofolate dehydrogenase (NADP+) activity. Gene Ontology annotation, biological process: tetrahydrofolate interconversion. The transcript has 6 exons. The record is from RefSeq and is a predicted model, not a curated record. Bases 189 to 1274 code for a protein of 361 amino acids. Lineage: Eukaryota; Viridiplantae; Streptophyta; Magnoliopsida; Fabales; Fabaceae. Gene Ontology annotation, cellular component: cytosol.